AUGCCUGUAUGUAUAGACGUGGCGUGGGCCCUGCGUGACCAGGCGGUGCUGAACGAGUCUCGCGAGAAGAAAUUCCGGCGCCUGAAGCACGUGCUCCGAGAUCCGAUCAACAAGAAGCACGCCGCCUUGCCGCUGCUGUUUCCCAGCUCGACGGUGACGGUGGAGCGGAGUUGUUUCCUGAGUGUGUCCCAGUCGCCGUCGCCGUCGCGGGACGAAGAGACGGCCCGCACGCUGACGGACUCGGAGGACUCGAGCGAGUCCUUUGCUGCCCCCGCUGGUCUAGUCAAGUCCGUCUGCAGGCAAUUGACAAAGAAGAAGGGGAUCUUCGACGGGGAAAAGCAGCAGAAGCAGCAGCAGGUGGCGCCUUCAAUCCCGAAACCGCCGCCUUUGCCCGGCGAUACCAGGCUGCAUUUGGACGUGCAUUUCGAAAGGUUCACGCAGACCACCGUCAAGCCGAAGCACAUGUACACCUUUUUCUGCGGGGAGGAUUUCAGGAGAGACGAAUUCGCGUCGCACUGCAAGGACACGCACGCGGAUAUCCAGGGUGGAAUGGAUGGUUGGAUCGAGAGACGGUGUCCGUUGGCGUACAUGGGCUGUUCAUUCAAAGUGCGUCGUCUGGACCCUGUGGGGCAUACGGUGGUUUUCAAUAAAUCUUCGCGAAGUUUUGCACUGCAGUCUACCACCGAACCCAUUUCCGGUUCUGGUCUGGAAACACUACCUGUCAAGGACCCAAGCAAGGGUGGCGCUGAAUUCAGGGUAUUGUAUGAGGAGGUUUCAUCCAUGGUCUCAGAUUGA
Notodromas monacha is the source of this 795-nucleotide messenger RNA. The record is from the annotation of a GenBank genome assembly. Lineage: Eukaryota; Metazoa; Arthropoda; Ostracoda; Podocopida; Cyprididae.